AUGGCAGCCGCGAGCCGGACACGGAGCGCCCUGCGCCUCGACGCCGUCCCCAGGCUGCUGCCGGUGCUCGCCGCCUCCCGCCGCGGCAACUCCAACCGCGCCUCCGUCUCCCACCUCCACAGGCAGCUCUACGGCCGCCUCUACCCCGUCCUCCUGGUCAAGACCGACGGCUCCACCGUCCGCCUCCGCUACCAGGAGCCGAAGAGGAUCCUCAUGUUGCCCCUGGACAGCAGCACGCUGCCCGAGGCGGAGCGCAAGGCCCGGCUGCGGAGGCAGUUCCCCAGCAGGCCGAAGGCCGAGCCGGAGGAGGCCUUCGAGGGCAUCGACCUGGGCACCUACAAGCGGUUCUGGAAGAAGUGA
Messenger RNA from Gymnogyps californianus (California condor), 360 nucleotides. RefSeq names its product mitochondrial ribosomal protein L55 (gene MRPL55). Gene Ontology annotation, molecular function: structural constituent of ribosome. Lineage: Eukaryota; Metazoa; Chordata; Aves; Accipitriformes; Cathartidae. Gene Ontology annotation, biological process: translation. Bases 1 to 360 code for a protein of 119 amino acids. Gene Ontology annotation, cellular component: mitochondrial large ribosomal subunit. The transcript has 3 exons. The record is from RefSeq and is a predicted model, not a curated record.